AGAAGGGGAUAGAUCAAAAAAGCUGUUCGGAGUUGGGAAGGGGUUUAGGAAGAAGGAUGUGUCUGUACUGCGUUGUUUUUGAGGCAUUAACUUAAAAAGAAAAUAUUGUUUGAAAACAAUGACCAUAUGACAACAGGAAAGAACAAAUUGCUUUCCUGACCAAAUGUUUGAAGCAGCUUAUGGUACAUGCUAGUUUAAAAUUACUAUUUUUAAACAUCGCUACAACUACACCACCACACAGCUAUAAUCUGGUUUGUUAACGUAUCUUUUCAGUAACAUUGGAGAGUGAAGACGGGACCCUGAAGGAGACGUUCGACGGGUUUGGAAAGGAUCAACCAUUACUGAAUUCAUUCAAGAAAGAGAGAAAGAGUGAUCUGCAUGAGAUAGCCUCUGCUAAAAGUGGCAGAAAAGGCUGUGCAGGAUCUAUUCUAUGGAGGAGGAAGAUCUGAUGAUGCUCCAGCUGCUUCUACUUGCCUGCUUUACAUCCCAUGCUGCCAAUCAACUCCCGACAAAACAAAAGUCAUCCAUUAAGUUUGAUCCUUCCCAGCUUAUCUGCAGUGCACCUGGACCUCCAGGAGUUCGUGGGCCUCCAGGCUAUCCUGGACCUCCAGGCCCCAUUGGACGAAUGGGAUUCCCUGGAAAAGAUGGUAUGGAUGGGAAAGAUGGUCAAAAGGGAGAGAAAGGAGAAGAAGGUGACAGAGGAAAAGAAGGAAAAAGUGGAAAACCUGGAAUGAAGGGAAUACGGGGAGCUAUUGGCAAAGCAGGCCCCCGAGGACCAAGGGGUCUUAGAGGUGUUCAGGGUAGUAAAGGAAUACGUGGACCAAAAGGCACUAAUGGAAACAAUGGUGAACCUGGUUGGCCCGGAAUCUGCAAAUGUGGCACUAACACAGCAAGAUCUGCCUUCUCUGUAGCCAUCACCCAUAGCUAUCCCAAGGAACGCAUGCCCAUCAAAUUUGAUAAGGUUCUUUUAAAUGAAGGAGGACACUAUAAUGUUUCCAGUGGAAAAUAUAUAUGUGAUAUACCUGGCAUUUACUACUUCUCCUAUGAUGUGACCUUGGCUAAUAAGCACCUUGCUAUUGGGCUGGUGCACAAUGGUCAAUAUCGUAUAAAGACCUUCGAUGCUAACACUGGUAACUAUGACGUGGCUUCUGGUUCGACUAUCAUGUACUUGAAGCGUAAAGAUGAAGUCUGGCUGCAGAUUUUUUAUUCUGAACAGAACGGCCUGGUCUAUGAUCGUAACUGGGCUGAUAGCUUAUUUACCGGCUUUAUGAUUUACGUUGACCAGGACUAUCUCAACGAAAUUGAUGAAGAACUAAUCUUCUAGGAAGCCCAUUCUUUAUACCAUGAUGGACGUCCAAAAAUGCUGCAAUAGUUUGUUCAACCUGUUUAUAAAUACCCUUUUCUGGAAUUUACUGUCAGUGAUAACAGCCAUCACCCUAACAAAGUAACAAUACCUCGAUCACAAGAGACAAAAGAAUGCCACAAGGAACAAGAAGGUUUUUAAGUAACAUAUUUUCUGAGCAGAUACAUUGACAAGUUUACAUUUAGCACCCACGCCGGUUAUCCCUAGAAAAUAACAAUGGUCCUAAAUGAUAUUUUUCAGAACAGAAUGAUUUGUAGGGCUGUUUUGGAGGCCACAGUAUCAGCCGAUGAAUGUGGCCUGGAACCGUUUGAAGAUCUACCUGGGUCUUCCAAUUUCACCCUGAAGAAAAAAAUGAAUUAUUUAGGAUUUUACAACUAUCUGGCAGCUUUCAAUGUGAUUAUUUCUUGAAUAAUGACCAUUCUUAAUUAAUCUAGCACCUAACCCAGCUCACGGAAGGCAUGCUGUAAUUUUUUUGCCACUCUCUGCCUUGACUGUCAGUGAAAUUUUGACUUGCAUUGAAUAGUUUCCGUGAGAAAGAACAAUAUCCACUUUUAAGAUCACUGAUUUUGAGGAGAAUGGGAGGUGGGUUGUGGGUGCUUUGGAUUAAGAGGAAGGAAACAAGUACCCACUUGUGUGCUGAUGUUGUGCUUCAUUUCAACUCUGAGUAGCUAGGAGGUCUGAAAGGGACACCGGAAUUAUUUAGAAAAACACACCAUUGGGGUUUCUAUGAUGCAAUUAAGACUGUGGCUACAUCCACACUAGACCGGAUAAAUCCAUAAUCCAAGCUUUUUCUCUUCGUUUUGACCCUCCGUCCACACUGAAAUGGCGUUUUCCUCCCCCGAAACGGAGAUUUUCUGAAACGCCCUCCAGAGUGUAUAAAUUUGAAAACACUGAUUGUGCAGAGCAGUGUGUGUGUGGGGGGGGGGGGUAAACGGAUAUUUUUAAAAACGCUGUCAUGACGUGCUGGAACAGAUGGCCGCAGCGCGGCAUUUCGUUGUUUUCUUGAACGCAACUCCCCCACACAACCCAACAAUAUCAGAACAGACAGCAACGAGACUGAAGCCAGAAGAGUUAGAAAUGUACUCACCAAAUACUUUGACCCAUUGCUUACUGAAUAAAUAACUAUACUCACUUUGCCCUGUUUUCUGUCCUUGCUUGUAUGAAGGUGGUUUACCUUUUUAUGCAAGUACUUCUCUGACAAUAGAUGUGUAACAGCCUAAUGUAACCUUGUAUGGAAAUACAAGAUAACACUGAUGCAGACAUGUUUUAUACAUUUAACAAGGUGCUUUAUUAAUGCAACAGAGUUAGUUAGUUUUUCAAUGUUCGUCGUCAGCCAGGUCAUACUGUCCGUGAACUCCCCGUCGGUUGCCUCCAUACGCUCCAGUAUUUGUUUUUUUUAGUUUUAAGUCCUCCUGCGUGACAACCAAGAGCAAUUCCUUUUAAGUUUUUCUAGUCUGUAACUGGACAAAUGCGCACUAAGUAUACUGUUUCCUCUUCGCUUGUUUUCUGUGUGUCCUGCGCAUGCCCAGUAGAGGAGAUUCACCCAAAUAUCCGUUCUAAUGUAGACGGAGAUAUUUUUAAAAAUGUCUGGUGUGGACACCUAUCAUUUUUAUGCGAAACCAGCGUUUUCUAAAUUAUCCGGUCUAGUGUGGAUGUAGCCUGUGUGUUUGUUGGGUUUAAUAGAGAUUCUAAUUGAUAAGCAGAAAUAGGGAUAAGCAAGGUCAACAGCAGUCUUAAACGUACCUUGACUGGUUGUCUUUCUCCUCCACUGCAACUUUGCUCAUUCUCAUUUUCCACCAAACAUUCUGUAUCAUCUGACCUUAUGCUCUUUUCUGCCACCCAGUUGGUGAUUUCAGUUAGGAGUCCAAUCACAGGCAAUGGAAGUGACAUUUAAAUCUCUCUGGGCUUCAUGUGACAGCCAGGGUAUGAUCUGAUGACAUUUCCAAGCACCCAUGCUUGUACGUGGGACUGCAAAGAUUAUGUUUGAACUGUCAAUCUCAAGGCUUGUGCUCCUACUUUGAAAAGUACACUACGAAUAUUCCGUUAUGACCAAUAUAGCAUGGUUGGAUAUAUAAUCAUGGUAAUGUAUUCACGUACUAAACAACAGCACCAUAUAGCAUCAGGAGUUGGACACAAAUACACUUUUGGUAGAAUAGGAAAAAAAAUCCCAAAUUUGACUUCAUACCACUUUGACUCAGAUUUCUAACUCAGGUAGAAAUCUUGACUUUUUACUUUUACUCUGGCCUUACUAUGUUUUAUUAAAAUGUAUUAUGACGUGCAGUAGGAGUCUAUUCACUUGAUGUGGUGCUGCAUUGAUAUGUGUAUAUUCUGGAAUUGUGAAAUGUUUGCAAUGGAGACAUGGAAUUGAGGAACAUUUGAUUACAGAUGGUAUCCAUUAGGAAACAUGAUAGAAACGUUGACAUUGCUGUGUAAGGACAUAAACAUGUUGAAACUUGAAAUAAAGAACAUUUAU
Mobula hypostoma (lesser devil ray) is the source of this 3836-nucleotide messenger RNA. RefSeq names its product C1q and TNF related 2 (gene c1qtnf2). The record is from RefSeq and is a predicted model, not a curated record. Bases 431 to 1324 code for a protein of 297 amino acids. Gene Ontology annotation, molecular function: protein binding. The transcript has 4 exons. NCBI's taxonomy places the organism in Eukaryota, Metazoa, Chordata, Chondrichthyes, Myliobatiformes, Myliobatidae.